Batrachochytrium dendrobatidis JAM81 is the source of this 1866-nucleotide messenger RNA. RefSeq lists its product as uncharacterized. The transcript is spliced from 11 exons. Gene Ontology annotation, biological process: glycogen biosynthetic process. The record is from RefSeq and is a predicted model, not a curated record. Gene Ontology annotation, cellular component: cytoplasm. Gene Ontology annotation, molecular function: alpha-1,4-glucan glucosyltransferase (UDP-glucose donor) activity. The coding region runs from base 1 to 1866 and encodes 621 amino acids. Lineage: Eukaryota; Fungi; Chytridiomycota; Chytridiomycetes; Rhizophydiales.
AUGAGUCUGGAUGCUGAUGUAACUCGCCCGCUUCUCUUUGAGAUCGCCUGGGAGGUUGCCAACAAAGUGGGCGGAAUCUACACUGUCAUCAAAUCCAAGGCUCCCGUCACUUGCAACGAAUACGAUGACCGAUACUGUCUGAUUGGUCCACUGUCAUACAAGACUGCUCCUUUGGAAGUCGAGGAAACUAAACCCUCUUCUGCAGCCAUGCGCUCGGCUAUCGAUAGUCUGCAAUCUGCUGGCAUCAAAACUCUGUUUGGUCGCUGGCUGAUUGAGGGAUCGCCCUACGUGUUGCUUUUGGAUGUUGGAUCGGCUUCCUCGCGCAUGGGUGAAUGGAAGGCUGACCUAUGGAAUAUUGCAGCUGUUCCGUCUCCAUCUGACGACCAGGAAACUAACCAGGCCAUCAUGUUUGGUUAUCUUGUAACUUGGUUUUUGGGAGAGAAACGACCAGUGGUGAUUGCUCACUUUCACGAGUGGCAAGCAGGUGUUGCCUUGAUUCUGAUCCGAAAACGCUAUCUCAACCUCGCAACGGUCUUCACAACACAUGCUACUCUACUUGGACGCUAUCUUUGUGCCGGUGAUGUCGAUUUUUACAACAACUUGAAAUUCUUUGAUGUAGAUGCCGAGGCUGGAAAGCGUGGCAUUUAUCAUCGAUAUUGCAUUGAGCGUGCUGCUGCUCAUUGUGCAGACGUUUUUACCACUGUUAGUCACAUCACUGCCUACGAGGCAGAGUGGCUUCUCAAACGAAAACCCGAUGGUGUUUUGCCUAAUGGUCUUAAUGUCAUCAAAUUCAGCGCCAUUCACGAGUUUCAGAAUCGACAUGCAAUCGCAAAGGAAAAGAUCCACGAAUUUGUUCGGGGCCACUUUUACGGCCACUACAACUUCAAUCUCGACAAUACUCUCUAUUUCUUUACUGCCGGACGUUAUGAGUUCCGCAAUAAGGGUGUGGAUAUGUUUAUCGAGUCGCUUGCUCGGCUAAAUGCUCGUUUAAAGGAACUUGAGUCGGAUAUUACUGUUGUAGCCUUUAUCAUCAUGCCUGCAGCAACUCAUAGCUUUACUGUCGAUGCACUUAAAGGACAAGCUGUCAUGAAACAGCUGCGUGAAACUGUCAAUGAGAUUCAAAAUUCUGUUGGACAUCGUAUCUUUGAAUCUGCAGCAAAGGGCGAGAUUCCAGAUUCUAAGAUACUCAUGGAUGAAGAAGAGAUUGUUAUGCUUAAACGUCGUAUAUAUGCUCUUCGUCUGAAACUAUUCAACUUUGCUUCGGACCGUGUCAAAGUUAUCUUCCAUCCCGAGUUUUUGAGUUCCAACAAUCCUUUGCUUGCUAUUGAUUACGAGGAUUUUGUUCGUGGCUGCCAUCUUGGUGUUUUUCCAUCUUACUACGAGCCAUGGGGAUAUACUCCUGCCGAGUGCACGGUUAUGGGUGUGCCAUCAAUUACAACCAAUCUUUCUGGAUUUGGCUGCUUCAUGUCUGAAAUGAUUUCUGUUCCAUCUGACUAUGGAAUCUAUAUUGUGGAUCGCAGACUUAAAUCUGUUGAAGAGUCGGUCAAUCAGCUGGCGGACCACAUGGUUGAAUUUUGCAAAAAGACCCGUCGUCAACGUAUCAACCAACGCAAUCGUACUGAGCGGUUGUCAGAUGUGUUGGACUGGAAGCGCAUGGGUCAAGAGUACAUCAAGGCACGAUGGGUUGCCAUUCGUCGCAAGUACCCAGCUCUGGUUGCCAAGCAUGAUGAGGAAUGUGGAGAAAACUCGGAUGAUGAUGGUAAAUCAGACUUCCAAUAUCACCAAAAAGUUCCUCGUCCACCUAGCAUGCCUGGAUCACCUCGCUUGCGAGACCGAAUUUUAUGGAUCAUUACUUUGACUUGUUGA